AUGGCUACAGCAGUGCGGGGCCUCAUCAAACGGAAGCAUCUGCUUCUGGUGACCCUUCUGCUGUGUAAUGCCCUGGCCAUGGAAGCAUUGCCCCUGGUGCUGGACAGAGUUCUUCCCGGCAUUGCCGCUGUGGUGAUCUCUGUGACGGCAGUACUCGGUUUCGGGGAAAUCCUCCCCCAAGCAUUCUGCAAGGCCUACGGCCUUGCAGCUGGUGCAGCCGCAGCUCCCUUGGUGCGUUGUCUCCUGGUCAUCUGCUUUCCGAUUGCUUGGCCCAUCGCCAAGAUGCUCGACUGCCUCCUCGGCCAUGAUGAGGGGAACUUCUACGAGGGAGAGCAGAUGGCGGCUGCUUUGGAGAUACACAAGGAGCGGGGCCACCUCAGCACGGAGGAGGCCGCCAUCAUGCAGGGUGCCUUGAGCAUGGCGCGAAAGCGAUCUCAGGAUGGCAUGACCCCAAUCGAUCGGGUCCAGUCCCUCUCAGCCGAUGCAGUCCUCGAUGCCAACACCCUCGACUGGAUCAUGAAAUCAGGCUACUCACGCAUUCCAGUGCAUGAGCACGGCCAGCCAACAAAGUUUCUGGGCUACCUGCUCGUCAAGAAGCUGAUCACCCUAAGGCCGGAAGAUGCAUGGCCAGUGUCCACUCAACGACUGAAUCCCUUGGUGCUGGUGCUUGAGGACCAACCUCUUUACAAGAUCCUGGACGUUUUCCAAACAGGCCAAACACACAUGGCCUUGGUGUAUCCCAAAGGCACUGCCCUCGGAUCCUGCUCCGCUGCUACUCCUCUGGGUAUUCUUACCUUGGAGGAUGUGCUUGAGGAGUUGAUCAACGAAGAGAUCGUGGACGAGACAGACCGUUUCAUCGAUGCGGCGCAUGAGGAAAGAGGACCAGCAGAGCAAGUUCGCCAACUUUCUGCAGCGUCGGUUUGCAAUGACGGCUUUGUCUUUACUGCACCGGUCACUUUCGCAGCAUCAGCGAUGACGAAAAUGAGGAGACAGGCAACAGCUCCAGCUUUGAGGUACGAAGGAAAGGUGUCCCGACCUCGUCUUACCACGAUGUGUGAUCUGGCUCAGAGCCGUUCAGCUGCUAGGGAGGCGAGCGUGCGGACUGUAGGCCGGAGACCAAGGCUUUGGUCACGGCCCAUGGAGGAGCCUGAUACACAGGAGUCCAGCGGAGAAUCGAACUCCACCUCGGAGUGCUGCGCCUAG
This is a messenger RNA of Symbiodinium sp. CCMP2456, 1203 nucleotides long. NCBI's taxonomy places the organism in Eukaryota, Dinophyceae, Suessiales, Symbiodiniaceae. The record is from the annotation of a GenBank genome assembly.